AUCGGCGUGUGUUUUGAUUGUUGACGCCGAAACGUAAACACACCUCAGCCGCCGAGGAGUUUGGAAGCAUUUUUUCUAAUAAUUUACUAAAUUUAGUGUAAAAGUUUGAUUAUUUAGAUCAAAAAUGGCUCUAGCAAUGCAGAAACGUAACAACGUGCGGCUGCCGCCGGAGGUUAAUCGUGUCCUGUACGUUCGUAAUUUGCCCUACAAAAUUACCUCCGACGAAAUGUACGAUAUCUUUGGCAAGUACGGAGCCAUUCGCCAGAUUCGAGUGGGGAACACGCCGGAAACGCGCGGAACGGCCUUCGUGGUUUACGAGGACAUAUUCGACGCCAAAAAUGCCUGCGACCAUCUGUCCGGAUUCAACGUGUGCAACCGGUAUCUGGUGGUGCUGUACUAUCAAUCGACGAAGGCGUUCAAGCGUCUGGAUGUGGACAAGAAGCAGGACGAACUGGACGCCAUGAAGGCCAAGUACAACAUCAACUCGGACGAUCUGCGGAAGUAGGGGGCGUGCAUUUUGCUGAUCAUUCUAAACUAGCGCGUAAGUUAGGUUAAUAACAACGGAUGUGUCGAGAA
Culex pipiens pallens (northern house mosquito) is the source of this 576-nucleotide messenger RNA. It is a transcript of the gene Sf3b6, whose product is annotated as splicing factor 3B subunit 6. The record is from RefSeq and is a predicted model, not a curated record. Lineage: Eukaryota; Metazoa; Arthropoda; Insecta; Diptera; Culicidae. Gene Ontology annotation, molecular function: mRNA binding. Gene Ontology annotation, cellular component: cytoplasm; ribonucleoprotein complex; nucleus. Bases 125 to 505 code for a protein of 126 amino acids. The transcript is spliced from 3 exons.